AUGUGUGAAGUGGCGAUGAUGUCGACACCAGCAUCUUCAAACAUUGCAUCAGACAAAGUGAGUGAAGUGGAAGAUAUGGUGACAGAUGAUGGAGAAGAUUCAAAAUCAGAUGAUAAUGAUGAAAAUUUCUUUGAUAAGCUUAUUAUGGUUAUCAUCAUGUCUUUUGAAUACCUAUUUCCGGACCUGAUGAAAACAACUCCUAGUCUUAAUACAACUAUGGGUGUAUAA
Molecule: messenger RNA, 228 nt
Organism: Schistosoma guineensis
Lineage: Eukaryota; Metazoa; Platyhelminthes; Trematoda; Strigeidida; Schistosomatidae
Source: the annotation of a GenBank genome assembly